AUGCGCAUGAUGAAUGCGGAGCAGUACGAGUUGCUCCGAGAAAUCAUCCACAGGCAAACGACACUCGGAGCACUUCCGUUGCGCGUCUUCUUGACAGGACCUGCGGGAUGCGGUAAAACGUUUGUCCUAAAGCUCGUCAUGGACGUUUACAACCGCUAUAACGAUAAUGCAGGUCCAUACAAUGCAUUCGUCAUUUGCGCGAGCACGGGAAAGGCGGCCGUGGCUGUAGGCGGAACCACCGUGCACUCUGCCUUCAAACUCACUCGCAACAAGAAGGACCUCGGAUUGGGCGACAGCGAACUGAAUACCUUACGAGUUGCUUUCCGUUACGUCAAGUGCAUCAUCGUUGACGAGGUUAGCAUGCUGUCGUCUGAUAACCUCAAUGCCAUCGAUUGUCGCCUCAAGCAAAUCACCCAAAAGCUAGACGAACCCUUCGGAGGCCUCGACGUCAUCAUGUGCGGUGAUUUGCGCCAGUUACCACCCGUCCGCGCAAACGAGGUGUACAAGAGGUGCAGAGAAGCGGGUGGGCUCUUCGGGGCCACAAUCAAAUGGCACUACCUCGAUUACUUUCCGCUCGUCCUAGUCGUCAGACAAUCCGAUGCCUCCUUCUCGGCUCUGCUCACAAAGAUUGGAGACGGAAGAGCACUUCAGGACGAUGAGGUCCGACUACUGGAGAGCUGCUUCGUCACCACAGAAGAAGUCUUGGUUCGUGCGUCCUCGGCGAUACGACUCUUCUACUCCAACGAAGAGGUCAACAAAUUCAAUACUUUCAUUGCACAGCGAGGAGGAGAGAAGUCGUUUCACUGCAAGCCGAAGAUACCUACCUGGGGUGCGCCAACCAAGACGCUCUAA
Messenger RNA from Rhipicephalus microplus (southern cattle tick), 852 nucleotides. RefSeq names its product ATP-dependent DNA helicase PIF1-like. NCBI's taxonomy places the organism in Eukaryota, Metazoa, Arthropoda, Arachnida, Ixodida, Ixodidae. The record is from RefSeq and is a predicted model, not a curated record.